Alternaria triticimaculans is the source of this 666-nucleotide messenger RNA. RefSeq lists its product as uncharacterized. Bases 1 to 666 code for a protein of 221 amino acids. The record is from RefSeq and is a predicted model, not a curated record. NCBI's taxonomy places the organism in Eukaryota, Fungi, Ascomycota, Dothideomycetes, Pleosporales, Pleosporaceae. The transcript has 4 exons.
AUGAAAACAGCAAAACAAGAGUGGCUAUCAGCAGCGGAGAAGAAGACGGAAGUGCAGGCGAUGCAAGGGCUACUGCCUAUCGAGCUUCGCGAGAUGAUAUAUGCACAGAUCUGGAAUGUGGAGUAUCUCAACUCCGCAAGACAGCCAAGGCAGCAGUCCGGUCCUCCUGGCCACUGCGAUCCGAGGUGCCAUACACAUGUCGUUCGGCCCGACUUCAUGGGCAAAGAGACAGCACUGGAGAUAGUGCGCGCGUGGUACGAGACAGCAGCUACACUCACACCAGACACCUUCACAAUCUCCGAUAUCCGGGAGUCGAUCAAACAAACCAUAUGUGAAGACCUGUGCCAAGUCGGCCUAGACCCAGCAACUGUCCUCCGGACUCUCACCAUCAAUUUCGACGAGACCACGUCUAGGCUCGCUAGUCCGUAUUGCAAGUGGCCAGACGCAGAUACACGGCGGAAGUCUUUCGAUCUUCUCCACCUGAUCAAGAAGAAGACUGGAUUUCAACUCAACUUUCGUAUAUGCACUCCCAAGUUCCGAUUGAAUUGUUGGCCCGACUUCUUUGAUCUCUUGAAACCGAUUGUCAAGAUAUUGGACAACGAGGGCGCUAUCGUCGACGUCCAGGCUAUACAUUGCAGUCGGGCAUCGUUAGAGGCUAUGAUCUAA